Messenger RNA from Cajanus cajan (pigeon pea), 2072 nucleotides. RefSeq names its product 3-hydroxy-3-methylglutaryl coenzyme A reductase 1. Lineage: Eukaryota; Viridiplantae; Streptophyta; Magnoliopsida; Fabales; Fabaceae. Gene Ontology annotation, molecular function: hydroxymethylglutaryl-CoA reductase (NADPH) activity; protein binding. Gene Ontology annotation, biological process: coenzyme A metabolic process; sterol biosynthetic process; isoprenoid biosynthetic process. Gene Ontology annotation, cellular component: endoplasmic reticulum membrane; peroxisomal membrane. The record is from RefSeq and is a predicted model, not a curated record.
CCUUUCUAUAAAAAAGCUUCUAAAACUCGGCAUUUCAUUUAAACCAUUAACUUCUUCUCUUCUCUGCUCCCUAUUUUAACCCGCGCAAUGGAAGUUCGCCGGCGACUCCUCCCCCGACCCUCCGCCGUCGAACCCCUCAAACACAAACACAAAGACGACCCACACCCACACCCACAGUCCUACUCCUACAUCACCAACGCCCUCUUCUUCACCCUCUUCUUCUCCGUCGCCUACUUCCUCCUCCACCGAUGGCGGGAGAAGAUCCGCACCUCCACCCCCCUCCACGUCCUCACGCUCUCCGAGAUCCUCGCCGUCCUCUCCCUCGUCGCCUCCGUCGUCUACCUCAUGGCCUUCUUCGGCAUUACCUUCAUCCUCCACUCCCGCCCCUCCCCCGACGACGACCUCGAAAUCCUCCCACCUCCCUGCUCCCCCCUCCUCCCUCCGCCGCCGCCGCUCCCCCACCACGACCAAGACAUCGUCCGAGCCGUCGUCUCCGGCUCCAUCCCCUCCUACUCCCUCGAGUCCCGCCUCGCCGACUGCCGCCGCGCCGCCACCAUUCGCCGCGCCGCCGUGGAGCACGUGGCCGGACGGUCGCUCGACGGCCUCCCCCUGGAAGGGUUCGACUACGAGUCCAUCCUGGGACAGUGCUGCGAGAUGCCGAUCGGCUUCGUUCAGAUCCCGGUGGGCGUGGCCGGUCCUUUGCUCCUCGACGGUAAGGAGUACACCGUUCCCAUGGCCACCACCGAGGGAUGCCUCGUCGCCAGCACCAACCGUGGCUGCAAGGCCAUUCACGCUUCCGGUGGCGCCUCCUCCGUGGUCCUCCGCGAUGCCAUGACCAGAGCCCCUGUGGUUAGAUUCUCCUCCGCCAAACGCGCCUCUGAGCUUAAAUUCUACUUGGAAGACCCUCACAAUUUCGAUUCCCUCUCUGUCGCUUUCAACAAGUCAAGCAGAUUUGCGAAACUGCAAGACAUCAAGUGUGCAAUAGUAGGAAAGAAUUUGUACAUUAGAUUGAGUUGCAGCACGGGGGAUGCCAUGGGGAUGAACAUGGUUUCCAAAGGAGUUCAAAACGUACUCGCUUUUCUUCACACUGAUUUUCCUGACAUGGAUGUUAUUGGAAUAUCUGGGAAUUUCUGUUCGGAUAAGAAAGCCGCGGCGGUCAACUGGAUCGAGGGCCGAGGGAAGUCGGUGGUGUGCGAGGCUGUGAUUAAGGAAGAGGUGCUCAACAAAGUGCUCAAGAGUAGCGUGGAGGCUUUAGUGGAGCUUAACAUGUUGAAAAAUCUUGCUGGUUCCGCCGCCGCGGGUGCUCUCGGUGGCUUCAACGCUCAUGCUAGUAACAUCGUUACUGCUAUCUACAUAGCCACUGGACAGGAUCCAGCUCAGAAUGUCGAGAGUUCACACUGUAUAACUAUGAUGGAACCUGUCAACCAUGGAAAGGACCUGCACGUCUCUGUCACCAUGCCUUCGCUUGAGGUGGGUACAGUUGGAGGGGGCACACAAUUGGCAUCUCAAUCAGCUUGUCUGAAUUUACUUGGGGUUAAGGGUGCAAGCAAAGAGUCCCCAGGUGCAAAUUCUAGGUUACUGGCAACCAUAGUAGCUGGUUCAGUCCUUGCUGGGGAACUCUCACUCAUGUCGGCAAUUGCAUCUGGACAGCUUGUUAAUAGCCACAUGAAAUACAACAGAUCUACCAAGGAUAUCACCAAAAUUGUAUCUUGAUUGGGACAAGGCCAAAUAGUAAAAGGAAAGGAUUCGUCGAUGCAUAUGUAUACGUUAUUAUUAGCUAAAGAACGUCAAGUAAUUGGAGUUGGUGGGGAGAUAGCCUGCAAUUAGAAUUCAUACGAUGAUUUUAUGUUUCUCGUGUGUAUAGGACAUGAAUAAGAAGUAGUUUUUUUUAUUUUUUAUUAUCAUAUGUGUAUGGGAUGUGGCAUUUUAGUUUUUUUUUUGUUUUUCUUUUUUUAUCUAGUUUCGUUGUAUUCUCUCCUCCUUUUUAAGUUGUAAUCGCAAGAAGAAGCCAGACAUCUCAUUUCAUGGGUGAUUUCCAAAAAUGGUAGUAAGAAUAAUUCUUGCAUAUCCAA